AAGAGGCUUGUGAGAUUCAAGAGACUCAGCAGUUAGAAUUCCACGGCGCCCUACCUACCAUAACGCUGUUUGCGGCGCCCCAGCGUGCUAAUCCGCGUUGUCCGCCUUGAAAUCAACGCCCGUAGCUUGUAGCACCGCAACGUCAGCUGCAACAGCGCCUGAGGGGUUCGGUGUUGUCUCGGACUUUUGAGUCGACUCAAAAGUCGACAUCCAUAGCAACUCCCGCCGUGCGGUGCUGUUUCGGUGUGGGCACGCGAUGCCUGCGACGCUCCUCGUCUCCGCAUUUUCAGGCCUCUCCGCAACUCCCGCCGUCCCUCGUCUCGCGUCUCGGCGUCCCCUUCGCCACGCUUCGCAGCCCGGUUUCCUCCGGCUCCAUGACGCUCGGCGAAGCAAUGUCGCUCGAGUGGUAACCACGCGUGCGAAGAAGGGCGAAAACGAGGCCGAGAAGGAUGCGGCCGCGGGAAUCGCGCUCCCAGCGGCCAGAGGCCCGCGACUCGACGACUUCGAGCUCCCCGCAGUCGGCGGCGGCAGCUUCGGCGACGAAGAUGGCGGCGCGCCAGGCGUGUCGGCCGGCGGCGAAAUCGGCGCGCCUCACGGCGGCGGGUGGGCGCCCCGCGUUUACCGGCACGAGGAGCUCUACCUGAGCGACGCCGGGGAUCGCGCCGUGAAAAACGGCAAGGGGAAGAAGAAGGGGGAGAAGAAAAAGAAAAAGAAGGAUGCGGCGGAGGAGGAGGAUGAGGAGGGGGAGGCGGAGGACGCGGCGGAGAAAACGGAGAGCGAGCAGAGCGACCGUGGCUCGAGUGAUUCGGCUACUUCGGGCAGCUCUGAAAGUUCUGACACCUCCACGGGCAGCGAAGGGAGCAAGAAAGCGAAGAAGGGCAAGGCGGGUCGCAGCCGGGGGGUUGAGCGAUUCGCACAUUACCCGGACGACCUGUCGUCGCACGCGAAAGCGGCGGAGAAGGAUAAGGGGAAGAAGAAGAAGAACUAUGAUUACGAGGACGAGCUGGAGAGGCUGCAGCUGGAGCUAGUGAAGCUGCAGGAGUGGAUCAAAAACAAGGGCCUCCGCGUGGUCGUCAUCUUCGAGGGGCGUGACGCGGCGGGCAAGGGCGGCAUACUCAAGGUGAUCACCUCGCCGCUGAACCCGCGCGUGUGCAGCAUCAAGGCGCUGGGCACCCCCUCGGACCGUGAGCGCACGCAGUGGUACUUCCAGCGCUACGUGGCGCACCUCCCCGCCGCGGGCGAGAUGGUUCUCUUUGACCGAAGCUGGUACAACCGCGCGGGGGUCGAGCGGGUCAUGGGGUUUUGCACAGAUGAGGAGUAUCGGGAGUUUCUGCGGUCGUGCCCUGAGUUUGAGCGCAUGCUGGUGCGGUCGGGGAUUAUUUUGGUGAAGUACUGGGUGUCGGUGAGUCCAGAGGAGCAGGAGAAGCGGUUUAAGGAGCGGUUGGACCGGCCUGAGAAGCGGUGGAAGCUGAGCGACAUGGACCUGCAGUCGCGGGCGCGGUGGGCGGAUUACUCGUAUGCGAAAGACGUGAUGUUUGGGUACUGCGAUAUCAAGCAGGCUCCAUGGUAUGUGGUGCCAUCGGACGAUAAGAAGGAGGCGAGGCUGAAUGUGAUAGCGCAUCUGCUCAGCUUGAUCCCGUAUGAAGAUCUGAUCGAGCCGAAUGAUGUGAAGAUCCCGCCGCUGCAGGAGGAUUAUUAUGUGAGGCCGCCAGUCACUGAUCAGACCUUUGUCCCCCAAGUGUUUUAGGUGACGGUUACAGGCAUGUGAACCAUGGAGGUAUGGUAAUAGUUGGUGCUAGCAUACUCAUACUCCCUAAUGUGCCUCGUCUCCUGAGGCAGCGCAUUUAUUAUGGUUCAGGAGUUUGAUUCAGUCCUCACGUCAGUUCCUUUAUCUUGCAUGCAUUUCCGUGUGUAUUCUUGCUCACAUUCGAUUUUGCUAUU
This is a messenger RNA of Closterium sp. NIES-67, 1941 nucleotides long. Lineage: Eukaryota; Viridiplantae; Streptophyta; Zygnematophyceae; Desmidiales; Closteriaceae. The record is from the annotation of a GenBank genome assembly.